AUGACGAGAAAAGUGGAAUCUUUUAAGCGUUUUAGUUUUUUCUCGUGUGGUUUAACAAAAAGUUUCAGUUUCUUAAGUUCGCUUCUUCAAGACGCUUCUGGUGGAAAAGUUAUGGUGUCACAACCUAAGCUGAGGAUUAUGCAAAAAUAUCCGGCAAAUCCUCCCUCAACUCAACAAAAACUUUCUGAUGGAAUUGCUUUUAUGGAACAUCCCUUGGGACGACUUAAAUUUUAUUGGACACAAUUUUUAUCAACGGGUGGUCGAGAUAACAUUCAUUGA
This is a messenger RNA of Clunio marinus, 279 nucleotides long. NCBI's taxonomy places the organism in Eukaryota, Metazoa, Arthropoda, Insecta, Diptera, Chironomidae. The record is from the annotation of a GenBank genome assembly.